AUGGACCGCUUCCUCGACAGCACCGCCGAUGACGGGAGCGGCGCCAACAACGGCUACGCCAACAGCGAGAGCACCGGCUCCACGCACCUGUUUCUGAAGACGGACGAGCUGGCCGACGUCCUGGGCGGGAUUGGCGACGAGAAUGGCCACGCCGCGGCGGGCUCGGCACGCGGCGAGGCGCACGCAGAGGCAAGGCGGGCGAGCGACUUCAACGCCAGCCUCGGCGCCUUUGCGCAGUCGGCGACCAGCAUUUCCAGCGACCGACAGGCGCCGAGUGGCGGCACGUACGACGCGGGGACGUGGAUGACGGACCCCACAGCCUCCAUGGCCCCCCUGGCGGCGCCCCCCACCACCGCCAAGGCGCCAGCGGCAGAGGCAACAGCGCCGGCAACAGCGCCGGCAACAGCGCCAGCCACCGCGCUCACACCGGCCUCGACAUCGAAGACAGGGGCGGCAAAUUCUCAGCUGGCGUCGGCGUCGGCGGCGGGCGACACCGUGCGACUCACAGUGCGCAACAACGUGUACGUCAGUGAGCUUCCAACACAUUGGAACACAGACAAACUUCGCAGCGUGUGUAGUGCUUUUGGAACUAUCAUUUCUGCCAAGGUGGUGCACGAUGGGGCAACCAAUAAGUCCCGCGAAUACGGCUUUGUGAUGUUUGAAACCGAGGAGCAAGCAGCUUUGUGUGUGGAGUCCCUCAAUAACUGUUCCAUGGCUGGAAAGGUCUUGUCGUGUCGCCUGGCGCAUGAAAGAGCGAUGCCGUCAUUUGCCCACGCUGAGGGUAUUUCGUGGAGUCCUGCUACGACUGCCAUUGCCACUCCCUCUCUCGGCUUCAUUACUCCCCAAGAAGUCUCACUUGAAUCGGCGCGGUCCCUCACUUCGGAGCCCUUCGAGGCGUCCUGCACAAAUUCACGUCCUGGACAUGACACCGCUGCGCUUGAUCAACAUGCGUUAUCAGGUUUGCGUAGAAGUCGCAAUGUGUUUAUUCAAGGACUACCCCUCCACUGGAAUACCGACAAACUACGUGGGUUGUGUGGCACAUGCGGAAGAGUCCUACGGGCCAAAGUGGUACGUGAUGCAACGACAAGCCUGCCAUGUGGCCAUGGAUUUGUGUUAUUUGAGACGGAAGAAAAGGCGUCUGCCUGUGUUGCGGCGCUGAACGGGUUUGUUGUUGAGGGGCGUGCACUGACGUGCCGUUUGGCACAUGAAAAGCGAUCCCCGUCGCACGCCUCCCUGUCGCAGAGUGAGGGCCUCACAACAACACCAGGAAUGCAGCCGCUGUCGUCGUCGGAGCGGACGUCUGCCGCCACUGACCCACUCGUCACCCCUUCAGCAAAUUACCUGGCACCCCUCGGAAUCGUCGAGACGGGAACCGCCCCUCCAAACAUUGCCUUCAUGCCUGUCCCAAACUACGCCAAGUGGCCCGCGGUGGGUGUGCUUCCUACUUGCACCGGAGGCGGUCUCCCGCAGGCCCUGCCGUACGCAGGUAUGACGGCUUCCCCCUCGUUUCUCGGCCCGGCCACCCUGGCGACGCCGCAGUCCUACGCUGCAGUCCCGUCGGCAGGGACCAUCCCGGGUUUUCCGGCGCAGCACGCGGAAUACAAUGUGCUUCCGGGCAUGGAACCCCACUUUGCACAGCUCUCAGGUAUUCCAGGCGCCUACAUCAUCACAGUGCCGUACGCGUCUCCGGGUAUGGCGCAGGUCGCGGGUGCCCCCGCCGCCACCGCCCUGCCGCUGUCGAUGGCCACGGCCGGUCCCCAAACGGGGGACCCCGCCGGCGUUUCCCCGGAGCUCGUGGGGGGCUACCUUGGGCGCCCCUGGGAGGGCGGGAGCUGA
This is a messenger RNA of Trypanosoma conorhini, 1836 nucleotides long. RefSeq names its product putative RNA-binding protein. The coding region runs from base 1 to 1836 and encodes 611 amino acids. The transcript has a single exon. NCBI's taxonomy places the organism in Eukaryota, Euglenozoa, Kinetoplastea, Trypanosomatida, Trypanosomatidae. The record is from RefSeq and is a predicted model, not a curated record. Gene Ontology annotation, molecular function: RNA binding.